Messenger RNA from Kazachstania africana CBS 2517, 1608 nucleotides. It is a transcript of the gene NSE5, whose product is annotated as Smc5-Smc6 complex subunit NSE5. NCBI's taxonomy places the organism in Eukaryota, Fungi, Ascomycota, Saccharomycetes, Saccharomycetales, Saccharomycetaceae. The transcript has a single exon. Bases 1 to 1608 code for a protein of 535 amino acids. The record is from RefSeq and is a predicted model, not a curated record.
AUGACUUCGUGCACAAGAUCGAUAAAUCAUGUGAAUGGAUAUAAGGACGAAAAACUACCCCAUUACUUUGUUGAAGUAACAUUAAAAGAUUUGAAUAAUUUUGAGAUUUUGAAUUCUAUAUGUCUCUUGGACAAUUUCGAUCAAAUGCUUUACUUUCUUGAAAGUCAAAUCAAUACCAUUCAAAUGAAAGAUGGUAAGAGAAUUUUGGCAAUUCCUUCUUACGAUGUUUUAAUUGUAUUAAUAACUCUGGCCACAGUUUCUGAACAUUCUAAAGAACAGUUACUCCGAGCAAGUGAUCCUUAUAAUUUCACAAGGAUUCCGUUAAAUAAGAAAGCGCUGAGCAUUAUUGAACACUAUCUGUCAAUUUUGAAAAAUUUUGAUACUACACUUUAUGCCGGUUACGAUUUAGAACUUUUGAGGUGUCAAUUCUUUUUAAUGGUAGACAACCUAUUGCCAAAGAGUUUUAACCAGUUAGAGUCUAUUACAAAUCCUUACACAGCCUACUUUACUUUACUAAAACAGAAGGAGACCAUUUUAGGUAAUAGGUUAUUGAAUGUGCAAUUAGCCAAGCCAUCUGAGUUUCUCAAUCUCAUUUUGCUUACAUUAUCAUAUUCAUUGGAGGAAACAGAGGGUAAAUAUCUAUCGUUUCAUGAACGUUGGGGUCCAAUGAUGGACAUUCUCACUGAUCUCAUUUCUUUAAGACACAAAUACUACAUGAAAAAUGAAAUUGCUAAAGAAAAGAUAAAAUCUUCGCUUUACACACAAAGGUUAUCAGAAAGCCCUCUGGCUUGUUUUUUCAAAUUAUUCAACACCUUUGCAUUCAAAGACAGAUUUACUGAAUAUAUUUUCAUUGGCUGUAACAUCAAAGGUAUUGCUGCGGACAGAAGUAACAAAUACUCCAGUUUUAAUCCACAUACAAUUUUCAAAGGGGAAGAUGCCAUUUCAACCACUUACGUUGCGAGGACAGCCUUCAGUACUGCGUACAAAGUUAAAAAGUCGAUGCGUCUUCGUAGGAGAAUUAUAAAUAAGUGUUUUAAAUUACUUUCACAGGUUCCAAAGAGACACAGACUUGUAUCUCCAAGAAUGGACAUCGAUGAUAUUAUAACUAACAUUUCCAUUACUCUAUCGAAUUUCUCUAAUUUAAUGGAGUUUUUUGCAUUUUUCGAUACAGAAAGUCCAAGUAAGGACUUUUCUUUCUUACCUGUGGUCGCAGAAAAUACUUUAAAUGAAUUAUUAUUCAGACUUGAAAGCAACGAAGGGGCAAAAGAGGAGUUUUAUUUAUCGAGAGGACAGGGAAACGACAUUACUGUAAAUUUAGUCAGUAACUUGUCCAAUACUGAUGCAUUUUUAAAAGAAUGCCUAAUGCUUCUAGAAGAAAAACUAUCUACAAAUGAUUCCUUGAAAACCCCAUUAUUAAUUCAAAAAUCAUUAAUUUGCAUUUUAUCUCUCUUAAGAUUUUUAAUGUUUUUGAAUGACAAAGAAGCUAUGCGUGGUUCGCUGAUAUAUACGCAGUUUUUAGACUCCAUUGCAAACAUUAAUAUAGAAGAUAAAGAGAAUGAGAUCUAUAUAUCGCCAAUGUCGAAUAUAAUAAAUAAUUUUUCUUUGUAG